Messenger RNA from Arachis ipaensis, 426 nucleotides. RefSeq lists its product as uncharacterized. Lineage: Eukaryota; Viridiplantae; Streptophyta; Magnoliopsida; Fabales; Fabaceae. The record is from RefSeq and is a predicted model, not a curated record.
AUGGUUGGGUUGGAGAUGAUAUUGGGAUUUGAUUGGUUUCCAAAGAAUCGAGUUUUGUUAGAUUGCUUUGAGCGGUCAAUUCAGUUUAUAUCGGAAGGAGAAAAGGGAGCGGUGAUAGCUGAGGGCUACUACCUGAACUCUGUGAUGGUGCACUGUAGUGGGGGAAAGUGUCAAGGUUAUAUUCUAUUGGCUGCGAAUAAGUUAGGUGAUAAUCAGGAACUAGAUCAAAUUCCGAUAGUUAGAGACUUUCCGGAGGUGUUCCCGGAAGAUAUUCCUGAAUUUCCACCUCAAAGGAAAAUUGAAUUUGCGAUUGAAUUAGUGCCGGGAGCCAGACCAGUGUCGAUGGCGCCAUAUAGGAUGGCUCCGAUAGAGCUGGCUGAAUUAAAGACUCAAUUGGAAGAGCUUCUAAACAAGAGGUUCAUUUGA